CAACAAUGCUUCGCUUAACAGAAUCGAGUGUGCCGUUGCGCCGAAUGUAUGUCUUCGCGUGAUCGCGGCGGCUGUGGCGAACAACAAAAAAAAAACAUCACUCUAUAUGUGCACACUUUUUUUUUUCGAAAAGGAUUACUUUUUUUCGAGCAAAAGUGAACUAAAAACAUGUAUUGUACUUAGUUGUGUGUGUGAUUUUAUUUUUCGGUUUUCUUUAUUUGUCUGUGGCAGUGUAAGAAGUGAAAUAUUUUGUGUCCCAUGAGGGAUCUCACUAUAAAAUGUGGAUAACAUACACGAGAAAGGAUAUCUUGUGGAUUACGUUUACGGGCAUUUCGUUUCUUUGCUGCUUUCGGGAAGCAAUAGGAUUUGUGUCCUGCUCACCAAGUCCAUGCAAGAACGGAGGGGUGUGCAUAACUUCCCCCAGAGGUGAUUCUUCCUGCGAGUAAGUACAAGUUUUCCGACUAUUUCAU
Molecule: messenger RNA, 470 nt
Organism: Agrilus planipennis (emerald ash borer)
Lineage: Eukaryota; Metazoa; Arthropoda; Insecta; Coleoptera; Buprestidae
Exons: 2
Coding region: 279-446 (55 amino acids)
Source: RefSeq, a predicted model, not a curated record